UAAUAAAUGUCACAAGUGUCAUAAACUUCUAAAAAGCCGAUUUUAAUGAAUCGACGUGUCCAAAAUGGAUUUCCUCGAGUAUUAAUUUAUUUUUCAAAUGAACUGGUAUUAAUUCAAUUAUAUAUUUUAUCGUUAAGCAGUAUCUAAGAGAAUAUAAAUAAUGGAAGAAGAAUUACUAGGAUCCGGAAGUAGUAAAAGCAAAAUAUCUCAAAUAUUUACGAGAUUAUCACAAUGGUACCAAGGAGUGGUGGACCGGACGGUGCCUUGGCGCAAGGCCAGGUGGUUUUUUGCAUUUUUACUUCUCAUGGGUUUUAUGGCUCGAAUUAUUAUUGCUCAGGGAUGGUACAUUAUAACGUACGCAUUGGGAAUUUACCAUCUUAACCUAUUUAUAGCAUUCCUCACGCCAAAAAUCGAUCCAGCCAUGGACUUCGAUGCUGAAGAUAAUGGUCCAGAAUUGCCAACCAGGGCUAACGAAGAGUUUAGGCCGUUUAUUAGGCGAUUGCCAGAAUUUAAAUUUUGGUACUCGGUAACGAAAAGUACAAUUAUUGGAGUCAUAUGUACAUUCUUUGACUGCUUUAAUAUACCAGUGUUUUGGCCAAUCCUAGUUAUGUAUUUUAUUACGUUGUUCUGUAUAACCAUGAAGAGGCAAAUCAAACAUAUGAUCAAGUACAAAUAUUUGCCGUUCACUCACGGAAAACCGAAAUACCAGGCCAACGAAAUAGGUAAAUCUUCAAAGUGACACACGCGAAGUGCAGAGCAUGUGAUGUCACUCUCACAAUCCUUGUCGCUGGAUACAUACACCGUUAUAAUUUAAAAUUUUAACUUAUCUCCACCUGUCACUUAUCAUCCAUUUUUUUUAUUUAAAUUUAUUAUAAAAUUACAAUUCACUUUGUACUUGUAACUUAUUAGAAAGACAAAAAAUGAACGCUGUAUUGUAUAUAUAGUUAAUAUAUGUAAUUUUUGUGUAAAUUAAAAACAACUAUUUAACAUAA
This is a messenger RNA of Sitophilus oryzae (rice weevil), 992 nucleotides long. RefSeq names its product protein RER1. Lineage: Eukaryota; Metazoa; Arthropoda; Insecta; Coleoptera; Curculionidae. The transcript is spliced from 7 exons. Gene Ontology annotation, cellular component: Golgi membrane. The record is from RefSeq and is a predicted model, not a curated record. Bases 161 to 739 code for a protein of 192 amino acids. Gene Ontology annotation, biological process: protein retention in ER lumen; retrograde vesicle-mediated transport, Golgi to endoplasmic reticulum.